GCUUAGCUAAGACUAUGCCACUCAUCAUCUUCUGCCAACUCUCCUAUCCUCUUGCUUCCCCCGUUUCUUCCUUUCGCCAUAUAUAACAAACAAUGCAAACACAACGAGUUAACACUCUCGCACUUUUCCUCUUGUUGUUGCUCUCUCCGCCACGCCCCGCCGCAUCAAUGCCACCACGAGAUCCGCUCCGGUCAUCGUGCGCAAAGGCCAGGUACCCAACUCUCUGCUUCCAAACCCUCUCCAACUUCUCAAACCUCGCCACGAAGCCCUUGGACCUAGCCCAAGCCGCGAUCAAGGUUAGCCUGGCUCGCACGCGCACCCUCUCCGUUUACUUCAAGACGCUGAAUGCCACGUCGUCGCGUUUCGGGAAGAGGCAGCGAGUUGCGGUGAGUGACUGCGUGGAGCAGAUAUCCGACUCGGUGACUCAGUUGAUCAACACGCUCAACGAGUUGCAGCACCUCCGCGCCGGAACCUUCCAGUGGCAGAUGAGCAACGCUCAGACGUGGACCAGCGCCGCCCUCACCAACGGUGACACUUGCCUCAGCGGCUUCAACGACGGCGGCGCCACCGCGGACGGUGCUAAAAUCAAGUUGGAGGUGAAGCGAAGGAUCACCGACGUUGCCAUGCUCACCAGUAACGCGUUGUAUCUCAUCAAUCGCCUCGGUGAUGAUAGCGUGAGUGGGAAGCCUCGCACUGAUUUCGGAAACUGAUCCUGUCCCGUAACCGAAACUAUUUAUUAAGACAGUGUUUGGAAAGGCGUUAGAAAGUAGAAACCACGUUCAAACAACGCCUUUUUUUUUUUUUUUUUUAUCUUUCACGUCUCCAAACCCACUAUAAUAUGUGUGCACACUGUGAGCUUUCGGUAUUGGUAUUUUGCUACAAGGACGUGAUGUAUGUAUGUAUGUAUAUGACUAUAUCAACGUUUGCAUCAUACUACUUCGAUCUAAUAUGUGAUGGCUUAACUCUGUUUUUGCUUAAAGAAAAAUGUGUAAUUAUGGCUUC
Glycine soja is the source of this 1002-nucleotide messenger RNA. Its product is annotated as pectinesterase inhibitor 3-like. Gene Ontology annotation, biological process: negative regulation of catalytic activity. NCBI's taxonomy places the organism in Eukaryota, Viridiplantae, Streptophyta, Magnoliopsida, Fabales, Fabaceae. The transcript has a single exon. Gene Ontology annotation, molecular function: enzyme inhibitor activity. The record is from RefSeq and is a predicted model, not a curated record. The coding region runs from base 93 to 710 and encodes 205 amino acids.